UGCCGAGCGACGUCUCCCCCCUCCUUCGGGCCGCGGGUGGUUGAAAUUCAUUCGGCCCCGAAGCGCCCGACGCUGCGAUUGCCGAGUUUUACCGCGAGGAGUGACAUGCACGGAACUCGGCCGACUCGGUGAGCCUAACCUCGAUCCGGCGUCAAGGACGUGGAAACGAUUUUGUAUUUUCCCCCCGAACGGUGUUCCACCAGUUUUCUUUACGAGGGACGACUCGUCGCGUGAACCGGCUGCCGAAAUGGAGGCGACGGCCAAGCACGACUUCAAGGCGACGGCCGAAGAUGAGCUCAGCUUCAGGAAAAGCCAAGUCUUGAAGAUUCUCAACAUGGAAGACGAUAUGAAUUGGUACAGGGCGGAAUUGGACGGAAACGAAGGAUUGAUACCUAGCAACUACAUCGAGAUGAAGAACCACGACUGGUAUUAUGGCAAAAUUACAAGGGCAGAUUCCGAAAAGCUACUGUUAAAUAAACACGAAGGAGCAUUUUUAAUAAGAGUUAGCGAAAGCUCCCCUGGUGACUUUUCUCUAUCUGUAAAAUGUUCUGACGGAGUUCAGCACUUUAAAGUUCUUAGGGAUUCACAAGGGAAAUUUUUCUUAUGGGUUGUUAAGUUUAAUAGUUUGAAUGAAUUAGUAGAAUAUCACAGAACGGCUUCGGUGUCGAGAUCGCAGGAUGUUAAAUUAAGGGACAUGGUCCCUGAAGAGUGCCUGGUACAAGCAUUAUACGAUUUCACACCGCAAGAGGCUGGUGAACUUGGUUUCAGACGAGGCGACGUCAUAACAGUGACAGAUCGGUCGGACCAACACUGGUGGCAUGGAGAAAUUGGGCCCCGAAGAGGCCUCUUCCCUGCCACAUAUAUCACACCUUACCACUGUUAGUACAGGGCGGUUGAACAUCGCAGUACAAACGUAUAGGAGGAGCAAAUGAGAGAGGCAAUGGACUGUGAGAGGCAUGAUGAGCGAGCACCUAAGAAACCUCGGCAUAUUCCCCCCCCCCUUCUGACUCACUUGAAGCAGCGGAUCUUUAAAACGAUUUCUGUAUCAAGGCGAAAAAUUUAGUUCUGCAUGGUUACUGCAAUUUGGACAUUUCAUUUUACAGGAGGCCUAUUCAAAAUAAGACUGAAGUUAUCGGUACACUUUUCUACAAGGGUGUAUAUGUAAAUAUGGACAAUCUUAGAUUGAACAGAACGGGGAAUCUUGUGUUGCCAAUUUUAUUUUUGAUAUGAGUAUUUUGUCUACCUUACCAUUUCAGGUGACUUGAUAAGUUACCAACAUAAGCAAUACUUGUCAAAGAAUGCUUUAAAACAGAAUUAUAAGUUAUUAUAAAUGGGAAUUAAUUAAUUAUUCAAAGUUUCAUAAAAAAAAAAUGAAUUAUGUUGUUCAGAAUUUUAAACUACUUGGAUUUUAUUUACAAGCAAUUAUUGAGAUUACAAUUUAUUAUUAAUGCUUAAGCGUUUUAAAUUAAUUUGUACAAUUUUAAUUAUUCUCCCAUAGCAGAUUGAAUAUUUUUUUUUUAAAGUUUACAUUUAUUAUAUAAAGAAAAGAGCAUGAGUGUUGCUUAAGUGGAUUUGUGUGACUGAUGUUUAAAAUAUCUUAGUUCACCUACUUUAUCAGAGUAAGCAUCCAAAAACCCUCGGAAGGUGUGCGGUCAAAGACUUAGCGUUGCGUUUCUAGAUUU
Messenger RNA from Cimex lectularius (bed bug), 1682 nucleotides. It is a transcript of the gene drk, whose product is annotated as protein enhancer of sevenless 2B. The coding region runs from base 248 to 883 and encodes 211 amino acids. Gene Ontology annotation, molecular function: protein binding. NCBI's taxonomy places the organism in Eukaryota, Metazoa, Arthropoda, Insecta, Hemiptera, Cimicidae. The record is from RefSeq and is a predicted model, not a curated record. The transcript has 6 exons.